UAUCGCUUAAUCCACAAAGAAAAGGAAAUCAAAACCGCAGGAGCAAUUAUAUUUGACCCAAAAAAAAAACAAAAAUGAAAGGUCGUCUUCAAUUUCUCGUAGCUAAAAUCAUAUUGCUGGCUUUAGCAUCUUCGUUUGUAUCUUGUUACGACCCAUCUCCUCUUCAAGACUACUGUGUUGCCGGCGUCCAGGAUAUAAAUGGAGUUUUCGUAAAUGGAAGAUUCUGCAAAGAUCCAAAACUAGUAACAUCCAAUGAUUUCUUUGCUUCUGGCCUUAACAUCCCGGGAAACACCAGCAACCGCCUUGGCUCCUUUAUCAACCCCGUUGAUAUCCCUGGUCUUAACACUCUUGGGGUCUCCAUUGCCCGCAUUGACUUUGCCCCGGGUGGUCAAAUCCCACCGCACAUUCAUCCACGGGCCUCCGAGAUACUUUUAGUCAUCAAGGGAAAGCUCUCAGUCGGCUUUGUGUCGUCGAACGACUACAACUACACACUCUUCUCCAAAAUUCUUUAUCCAGGAGAUGUGUUUGUUUUUCCCAUCGGAUUGGUCCAAUUUCAUGCAAAUGUCGGGAAGACAAAUGCGGUUGUCAUUGGGGCUGUUGGGAGCCAAAAUCCUGGUUUGAUCGCGGUAGGUGAUGCAGUUUUCGGGUCGAACCCUUCGAUUGAUCCAAAGAUUUUGGCUAAAGCGUUUGCGUUGGACAUCAACACAGUGAAAUAUCUUCGGACAGUGUUCUUUCCUGAAGAUGAUAUCGUUAAUGAAUAAAAUUAGUGAUAAAUAAUAAUUGUGGAUAUGUAAUUUGAUGGUUUUAUACUAGUAAAGUGUAACAAAUACAGAUUAACAAAUAAAUAAAAUAUAGAUUAAUAAAAUAGUCAGAGUUCCCAACGUUU
This is a messenger RNA of Camelina sativa (false flax), 886 nucleotides long. RefSeq names its product germin-like protein subfamily 1 member 3. Gene Ontology annotation, molecular function: manganese ion binding. Lineage: Eukaryota; Viridiplantae; Streptophyta; Magnoliopsida; Brassicales; Brassicaceae. The record is from RefSeq and is a predicted model, not a curated record.